Hibiscus syriacus is the source of this 1825-nucleotide messenger RNA. Its product is annotated as tubby-like F-box protein 5. Gene Ontology annotation, molecular function: protein binding. NCBI's taxonomy places the organism in Eukaryota, Viridiplantae, Streptophyta, Magnoliopsida, Malvales, Malvaceae. The record is from RefSeq and is a predicted model, not a curated record. The transcript is spliced from 5 exons. The coding region runs from base 347 to 1600 and encodes 417 amino acids.
CUUUGACGCUGGUUGUGGCGGUGGCACCGGCGUUAGAAACGACGUGACCGUCUUAGGAUUCCCGCUAAUAAAAAAGAGAAAAGGUUGGCACCUUUCUUAAAUUACUGAAAACGUUUUUAAUUAUUUGUUUCACUCUGAUCUGAUCUUUUUCGUUGGUUCGUGGUGUUGAUUGAACUGCGUGGGUCCCUAAGAGUGUGGGGAGUGCAUCUGAGCUGGUUCAUUUUUGGGUUGAUUUGAACCGUUUGGCUUAAAUUAGUUUCUUCCUUUUCGUUUCUUCUCACAAUCUCGAGCUUUUAGCUUUUCUGGGUCGGCGAUUCAGUUGAAUAUUGAGAGAUUGGAUUCGGUAAUGCUUAUAAAGGAUGUCACUCGAGAGUAUUAUGCUAGAAUUAAAGGAAAUGAAAGAGGGGAUUGGGAACAUAUCAAAGGAGGUGAAAGCAAGAUUCGGCGUAGUCUGACUCGAUCUCAUGUCGCUCCUGAUCGAACACCGGCCGUAUCUGAAUCCGUAGACCAAAGCCCUUGGGCGAAUCUGCCGCCCGAGUUGCUCUUGGAUAUCAUCCAAAGGGUCGAACUGAGUGAGACAGCUUGGCCUGCUCGAGCAGUUGUCGUGUUUUGCGCAGCAGUUUGUAGGUCUUGGAGGGAGAUUACAAAGGAGAUUGUGAAAACUCCCGAGCAAUGUGGAAGCCUCACAUUCCCCAUUUCGUUGAAGCAGCCCGGUCCUCGCGAUUCCCCGAUCCAAUGCUAUAUUAGAAGGGACAGAGCAACUUCUACAUAUCACUUGUUCUAUGGUCUGAUGCCUUCUGAGGGAAAGAAUGAUAAAUUCCUGUUAGCAGCAAGGAAGGUCAGAAGGGCUACAUGCACGGACUUCAUUAUAUCUAUGGCUGCUGAUGAGUUUUCUAGGGCCGACCAUACAUAUAUUGGUAAACUAAGGUCUAAUUUUUUCGGUACCAAGUUCACGAUAUAUGACAGUCAACCUACAUGUGAUUCAAUAGUACCAUCAACUACCCGAUCGAGUCGAAGAUUACAUUCGAAGCAGGUGUCUCAAAAACUAUCUUCAUCCAACUACAACAUAGGUACCAUUACCUACGAGCUCAAUGUUCUCCGAAAGCAGGGACCGAGGAGAAUGUAUUGCGUUUUGCACUCGGUUCCCGUGUCUGCUAUUCAGGAAGGAGGCACCGCACCGACACCAUUGGCAUUCAGCCGAUCCUUUGACGAACAACUUUCUUCCUUAACCAAUUCGAAAGGUAAGGAACCAGUGGCAAACACCAGCUCCCGAUCCCUCCCAGUCAUGCCAAUAGUUGCCGUGGACUCAGGAGAGCCACUAACCCUAAAGAACAAGGCUCCAAGAUGGCAUGAACAGUUACAGUGCUGGUGCCUUAACUUCAAGGGGCGUGUGACGGUGGCCUCUGUUAAGAAUUUCCAGCUUGUUGCAGCUGCAGAGUCAUCACAUAACAUAUCACCCGAAGAGCAAGAGAAGGUAAUCUUACAGUUUGGAAAAAUCGGCAAAGACAUCUUCUCCAUGGAUUAUCGUUACCCUCUAUCCACUGUCCAAGCUUUUGCAAUCUGCCUAAGCAGCUUUGACACCAAACCGGCUUGUGAAUGAUCACUGCGGAUCAGAGAUCUAUGUCAUCGAUGUUGCUAUGGUUUAUUAUUAAUCCUUCCUUGCUUUCAAGCCCUGGCAAUCUACCAGGUCAGCUUUAUUCCAAACAGGCCUGUGAAUGAUAUAUAGCAUGUUGGUAAGAAGAUACCCUUCUUUCUCCCUUGGAACGCUUCCUCUAUUUUAUUACUUGCAUUUAUGUGUUAAUGGAAGCUUUUCUUGAGAGUCCUA